GUUGACUUACAUAGGUAAGCCAUGGAGGAGCUAGGAUAGAACCUUGCCUUCUACAGAUUAAAGUAGAAUGGAGAUGCUUGGACUGUCACUCCAGGGGUAUCAUAACAUAACUAUGUGCAAGUAUCCACAUGCCAGCCUAUCUUGCACACAUUGUUUAUGUUGACGCCUUGAUCUGGACGCCAUGUUUCAGAUCAGACAUGUCUUGAUCAAGUACUCCGCACCGAAAGGUUAUGUAAAAGUAGAGCUAGACCAUAGGCAUAAAAUCCCUGCCCACCAUGACCUACUUAGAUCCCCCAUAUCCUCAUGGAUCCUUUGGCUUUGGAGCGCAGUCUAUGGUACUUCUGUGAUGACAACUCAAAGUCUGGAUCUACCACAAUUAAAUGUCGUCAUGCCAGUCUCAGGGAUGAAUUAUGGAGUUAUGGGGAAUGGGGGAGUGCCCGCAGUGAUCAUCGUGGUUGUCCCUCGAUCCCUUGCUUGUAUUAUGGCUAUAUUGCUUUUGGGUAAUUCUCCGCCAGCAAGGGCAGCCGCCCGAUUUUGUGCGCAGAAUUAUUGAAAACAACCUGGAACAUUCCGUACUUUGUUCGGGCCAAGGCUGUCUUUCAAAUGUCGAAAAGACGGGAGUCUCUAUUGGUAUAUCAAGAAUUAUUUAUCAACUUCAAACUGACUUCAAAAAAGAGAAAGAGCGGUCUACUUGUU
Molecule: messenger RNA, 696 nt
Organism: Aspergillus novofumigatus IBT 16806
Lineage: Eukaryota; Fungi; Ascomycota; Eurotiomycetes; Eurotiales; Aspergillaceae
Exons: 1
Coding region: 182-553 (123 amino acids)
Source: RefSeq, a predicted model, not a curated record